This is a messenger RNA of Notothenia coriiceps (black rockcod), 860 nucleotides long. It is a transcript of the gene mettl5, whose product is annotated as methyltransferase 5, N6-adenosine. Gene Ontology annotation, molecular function: rRNA (adenine-N6-)-methyltransferase activity; nucleic acid binding. Gene Ontology annotation, biological process: rRNA methylation. The record is from RefSeq and is a predicted model, not a curated record. NCBI's taxonomy places the organism in Eukaryota, Metazoa, Chordata, Actinopteri, Perciformes, Nototheniidae. The coding region runs from base 160 to 786 and encodes 208 amino acids. The transcript is spliced from 7 exons.
GUUCCGGUAGUCGGAUUGUUUUGGUUGAUGCACACACCAUCCCGGAAGUCGCAUUUGACCAUGCUUAAAAUACACUCACUGCGAUUCUAGCUGAAAAAUAACCUUUUGAAACAACUUGUCUGUGUUGUCACGCAAGUUUAGUACAUCACAGUCUCCAGUAUGAAACUCAAAGAGUUAGAGAGCUGUUUACAGCAGGUGGACACGUUUGAAGAGCCGAAAAUCCUUCUUGAGCAAUAUCCAACCAGUCCUCAUAUUGCUGCAUGCAUGCUUUAUACAAUACACAACACGUUUGAUGACAUUGAGGGGAAGCUAGUGGCAGAUCUGGGAUGUGGCUGUGGAGUCCUCAGCAUCGGGGCUGCGGUGCUUGAUGCAGGUUUGUGUAUUGGCUUCGAUAUUGAUGACGACGCACUAGACAUAUUCAAAAGGAAUGCAGAGGAAUUUGAGAUUUCUAACCUGGAUCUGAUCCAGUGUGACCUGUGUUCCCUUGAGGCAGAGGCCUAUGCAAAAAAGUUUGAUACUGUAAUAAUGAAUCCUCCAUUUGGGACCAAACACAACCAAGGCAUGGACAUGAAGUUCUUAAAGGCAGCUUUAACAAUGGCAAAGACAGCAGUGUAUUCCCUCCAUAAAACCUCAACACGAGAGCACAUACAAAAGAAGGCUAAUGACUGGGGAGUGAAGAUGGAAGUAGUAGCAGAACUAAGAUAUGACUUGCCAGCAUCUUACAAGUUCCACAAAAAGAAAUCGGUCGACAUCCAGGUGGACUUCCUACGAUUCUCCACAGACUGAAGCUCUCACUGGAAUGGAUUUAAGUUGCCUCUGCAUUUUCACUGUUUAUAAUAAAUGUUUCACAAAAAAAAAAA